GUCUCACCCGGCGCUAAGUACGUGCAGGCUUCUUUCUGUCAAGCUUGCGCACGGGCCAUGAGGCUGUGCAGAAACACGCCGAUCACGCUCAACAACCACACCUUUACGGAGCGUAAGCCUCAUGUUCUUGCGCAGUGGUUGCCGGCCGUCGUCGUAUGUGCUCAAGUAGCCCCACGGCUGAGGUUCGGACGGCCAACUCUCAGUCUCAUCGCAUCGGAAGCCGUGCACGAUCUUGACGCUCUCUCGCAAGGCCUUGGGGAUAGGUCUCGAGCUGGUCGUCGUGACCUUCAUUCUCUCAUCUGUCCUGUCGUCGCAAUUCCCAUCAUCCCAGUGCAGGGAUCUCGAGGAGACAUUGGCACCGAGGAGUUUUUGGAGUCUACAGUUGAGAAGGGGCUGCUACACGACCCUCAUUAUAUUGCCCAAGCUCGACAAGCACUAGCGAGUGUGCAGGUCCAAGCCACCGGCCUCAGGCUGUGUUCUCAUUGCGCACCGACGAUGGCCCAGCAGGUCAAGGCGAUGAUCUGUGGCUUAUUGUACAACAUCUACCGUCUACAUCAGCGAGUGGUCGUUCUACGUGCUGACAUGGCCUGUCGAUGUGUCGGAGGACGGUAUCGGAGGAGCGAAAGUCCUUGAGGGGCGGUGAUCACAACUUGCCGCGGGAAAAGAUCCGUUAUAUCUGAAGGCCUUAGGUAUCAAGUUUGACAUCCUGGUGCUCCACCUCGAAUGUCUAUGUUCGCUUCAAACAGAUUACAUUCCCUCGCAUUCAUAUGCAUGUUGCGGUCCAAGCAAUCACCGAAGUAUCGCGGCUCGUAUUUGCCAGUGCGCUCCGCAGAGCGGGCGUAUGUGAACUUAAAUCCAUGGG
This is a messenger RNA of Fomitopsis serialis, 862 nucleotides long. RefSeq lists its product as uncharacterized. Bases 58 to 633 code for a protein of 191 amino acids. The record is from RefSeq and is a predicted model, not a curated record. NCBI's taxonomy places the organism in Eukaryota, Fungi, Basidiomycota, Agaricomycetes, Polyporales, Fomitopsidaceae. The transcript has 4 exons.